UAAUCAUUCUGGUGCCCUCUGCUUUAUAAUGCCCAUCCUGUUUUUCCCACCACCCAACAGUUCUCAAGAACCUGCGCAAAAUGAACGCUCUCCUCCUCCCUCCACCCUUAUCCACCACCAACCGCUUCCUCCGCCACCGGAACCUCUACCAACCACUGCCACAAUCGCUCUCCUCCUCUACCUUUCACAUAAGCCACUCACAUCUCCGUGCAUCACCCUCCUUUUCCUCUUCCCCCUUCUUAUCCGAAGAUGACACGAUUACACAAGAUGCCGUCGUUUCCCUCUACCCCCACCGCAGGUACGACUUCUCUCCCCUCCUCCAGUUCCUCUCCACCUACAAUUCGGACUCCGAAACAUCCGAUUCCAACUCACCCACGUCACUCGACCAGACCGAGCUACGGCUCGCUGAGUCAUACCGAGUAGUCCCAGGUCCACUAUGGCACUCCCUUCUCAAAUUCCUGACAUCUUCUUCAACAUCCUCUUUCGAAAUCGCAUACGCCCUCGUUACUUGGCUCCAGAAGCAUAAUCUCUGUUUCUCAUAUGAACUGCUCUACUCAAUUUUAAUCCAUGCCCUCGGACGCUCCAAGAAGCUAUACGAAGCUUUUUUGUUAUCUCAGAAACAAACGAUGACUCCCAUUACGUAUAAUGCACUGAUUGGUGCAUGCGCGCGUAACGAUGAGUUGGAGAAAGCCAUCAAUUUGAUGAACAGGAUGCGGCGGGAAGGUUACCAAUCAGAUUUUGUGAAUUACAGCUUAAUUAUUCAGUCUUUAGUUCGUAGUAAUAAAAUUGAUUCAGUGUUGUUGGAGAAAUUGUACGCUGAAAUGAUAUCAGAUGCUAUCGAGCUAGAUGGGCAAUUGUUGAAUGAUAUAGUUUUAGGGUUUGCUAAAUCAGGUGAUGUCGAUAGAGCUAUGUACUUCUUAGGUGUGAUUCAAGGGAAAGGGAUGAACCCAAGAACCUCCACUGUCGUCUCUUUGAUUUUGCAGUUGGGGAAUUUGGGUAGAGCCGAGGAGGCGGAAGCCAUUUUUGAAGAAAUUAAAGAAGGUGGAGUGAUACCCAGAACCAGAGCUUACAAUGCUGUGUUAAAAGGGUAUGUUAAAAAUGGUAGCUUGAAAGAUGCAGAGUCAAUAGUAAGUGAAAUGGAGAAAAAUGGGGUUUCACCUGAUGAUCAUACAUAUAGCCUUUUGAUUGAUGCAUAUGGGAACGUGGGUAGAUGGGAAAGUGCAAGAAUCGUGUUGAAAGAGAUGGAAUCCAACAAUGUAAAGCCAAACUCAUUAGUUUUCAGUAGGAUUUUAGCAAGUUAUCGUGACAGAGGUGAGUGGCAAAAAACAUUUAAAGUAUUAAAAGAGAUGCAGAAAUGUGGAGUAAAGCCAGAUAGACAAUUCUAUAACGUUAUGAUCGAUACAUUUGGAAAAUACAAUAUCCUUGAUCAUGUAAUGGCAACAGUGGAACGAAUGAAAGUUGAUGGGAUUGAGCCAGAUACUGUAACAAUGAACACACUCAUAGAUUGUUACUGUAAAUCAGGGGAUCACAAGAAAGCAGAGAACCUGUUCGAUGAAAUGCAGCAAAGAGGGUGUUUACCUUGUACAACCACUUAUAACAUAAUGAUCAAUUCAUUUGGGCAACAGGAGAAAUGGGUUGAUGUUAAACACUUGUUGGGAAAGAUGCAGAGUGAAGGUUUGUUGCCAAAUGUUGUUACUUAUACUACACUGAUUGAUGUAUAUGGAAAAUCAGGGAGAUAUACAGAUGCAAUUGAGUGCUUAGAGGUGAUGAAGUCUGCUGGUUUGAAGCCAUCAUUGACCAUGUAUAACGCCUUGAUUAAUGCCUAUGCACAAAGGGGUUUAUCAAAUCAAGCAGCUAAUACGUUUAGGAUCAUGACAAGUGAUGGUUUGAAGCCGAGUAAUUUAGCUCUAAAUGCAUUAAUCAAUGCAUUUGGUGAAGAUAGAAGAGAUGUUGAAGCCUUUGCAGUUUUACAAUACAUGAAAGAAAAUAGUGUGAAACCGGAUGUUGUCACAUACACUACUCUAAUGAAAGCUUUAAUUCGCGUGGAGAAAUUUAGUGAGGUUCCACGUGUAUAUGAGGAAAUGGUAUCAUAUGGGUGCACUCCAGAUGGGAAAGCUAGGGCUACACUAAGGUCUGCUUUGAGGUCAGCUAACAGAAAAACCUCAGACUUAAUCACAUGUGACACGAGGUAUAUAUAUCGACUUUUAAGGAUGUGAGCUCAUGGGUCGUUUAAAAUGAUGUGAAGGAGUGAAUUAUACAAAAAUUUGGGUACUUUGUAUUGAACACCAUGAUGCAUACGAGGUUUGUGUACUUUUGUGUUAUAUUUGCACAUACCAAGGUUUUAGUGUAAUCAUGUAAAUGUACACUAGUUACAAGAUAUAACGUUUUACUAGUUAACAAUGAUUAUAAGAUAUUGGCGAU
Lactuca virosa is the source of this 2421-nucleotide messenger RNA. The record is from the annotation of a GenBank genome assembly. Lineage: Eukaryota; Viridiplantae; Streptophyta; Magnoliopsida; Asterales; Asteraceae.